Messenger RNA from Dendrobium catenatum, 1333 nucleotides. RefSeq lists its product as uncharacterized. The record is from RefSeq and is a predicted model, not a curated record. NCBI's taxonomy places the organism in Eukaryota, Viridiplantae, Streptophyta, Magnoliopsida, Asparagales, Orchidaceae. The transcript has 3 exons. Bases 230 to 1114 code for a protein of 294 amino acids.
AUUAGUUUUCUUGUCGCGCCAACCGGCCUCUCUAGCGAUCGACUCCAACUUUGCUACCGCCGGAACCCGUCUCGCUGAAAGCCCUAACUAAUUUUCCUGUUUUUGCCAUUUUCAUUUUCCAAUGAACUUUGAAAUUCCAUCCUGAAGCAGUUAUUCUACCCGAAAAUUAGGGCUAGAACACUUCUCUUAGUCCAAUCACACAUAGAAGCCAAUCUGGUAUUUUCUACCGAUGGCAAUCAUCGGCGAUGCUCUUCGUCAAGCGUUCAUGGCGAAGCACGAGUAUGAGAAUCUCCGGGAGGAGGAAAAGGCAUGGGGCCGUCUGCAGCGACCGUUAGUGUCAGCCCUAGCGGUUGCCAUAGGCGUCGCCGUCGUCGUAGCUGCUGCCGUCAGCUUGAGUAUCGUCUUUCCUGGUGACCUUGGCCGCCGGCCGUUUUGUCGCGACCGUAGGAUCCAGGCACUGCGGAUGAGCGAGGAGGAAGUCUCUGAUCUUUAUCCUUCCCACGGCGCCUUCUUUCUCACAGAUGAGGAGGCAGCCGAGUUCUAUUGGAUGGUAGUCUUCAUUCCCUCAGGACUCGUUUUCUUGGCCUCCGUCAUCUACCUGCUGGCCGGAAUGGCUGUUGCUUAUUCUGCCCCUACUAGACACAUUUGCCUCAAGGUUGUGGAAAACAAUUAUUGUGCUUCAAAAAGAGGUGGUAUCCGCUGCUUAUUUAUUCUCAAUGUUGUCUUUGCUGUAAUAUUCGGUCUUCUUUCCCUAUUUCUUGGCUCAAGUCUUCUCACUCUGGGAAGUAGCUGCUCCAUCCCACUCUUCUGGUGCUAUGAGAUUACUGCCUGGGGACUGGUAACAUUGUAUGGUGGCACUGCUUUCUUUCUUAAGAGAAAAGCUGCCACCGUCCUCGAUGAGGGCGGCAACUAUGGCGGUCGGAAUCUCGGUCUGGAAAUGCUGGAAUCAUCGAUAGAAGUUACCCCCGAAGUCCAGAGGCGAGUCAACGAAGGUUUUAGGACAUGGAUGGGCUCUUCCCUGCUCUCAUCUGAUGAUGAAGAUGAUGAGACUGAUUACAGUAAUCUGGAGACCGCUCAGCCCAUUGUCAUGAAUUCUAGCAGACAAAGAGGCUGAUAGGCCUUCUAUUAAACCUGUACAUCACCAACUCUUCUACUUACCAUUCUUUAGUGCUCAUCUAGAUGCAAAGUGUGAUUCCAGUGAUUCUAACCAAGGAAAAAAAAAAGGAAAAAAGAAAAAAAGAGAUCAUGAGCUGAAUCUUCCACUACCACUUGCCAGUGUAAAAAAGAAACAAGAUGCUGUUUUAUAAUUGAGAAAAAUGAGUUUUUGAUUUUU